Molecule: messenger RNA, 1175 nt
Organism: Prosopis cineraria
Lineage: Eukaryota; Viridiplantae; Streptophyta; Magnoliopsida; Fabales; Fabaceae
Exons: 1
Coding region: 76-1029 (317 amino acids)
Source: RefSeq, a predicted model, not a curated record
UCCUGCUUCUGUUCUAGUUGCCCUUUCUUCUCUCUCCUUCUGUCUCUCUCUCUAUUUUUUGCUUCCAAAGCAACCAUGGAAGUUCUUGUAAUUCAGAGAUUCAACGAUUUUCAGAUUGCUUCUUCUUCUCUCGCAGGGAUUCAAUCUGUUUCCAUAGCCUACAAUUUCUGUAAAUGGAGUGCUGUGAUUCUUGCUCUGGUCGCCGCCUUUGGGGGUAUCGUCAACAGAAUCAAGAUUCUCAUCCUCAGAUUGCUCCACGAGACUCAUUCUCUUGCCUCCAGUAAUCUUCUCAGCAAUCUCGACCUUGAUGAUUAUAGCAGCAGCUCCGACGGCGAGGACGGAAACUACUCGUCACCGUCGACUGUGUCAUCGGAGUGCGAAGAAGACGAAGACGAGCAAGCUGUAUGCUCGGUAUCUUUCCAAUGGCGGCGCGUGGAUGAAGAUUUCCUGGUCAGAGGCUCCGGUUACCAGCUCGACGACCGGUUGCAGAGUGGUAAAGUGAGGCAUCGACGACGCCGUAGUAUCGGAGAGAUUUUUUCACUGUCGGAGAUCGCGAACAGCAAGAGCGUGGUGAAGCUUUGGGAUAGCAUAGGAUUUGGGCUGGGAUUGGACUUUGACGAUUAUGAAUCCUCUUGCUCCGCUGCCGCCGUCGCUGGAGCCUUGGCGGCCGGCGAAAAAGCAUCGAUCCCAGCACAGUCUAGCUUGUCUCCAGCGGUUGUCGUUACGGCCGGAGAAAGCGCGUCGAGAAAUUUGGCUGUGGCGAUUUGGGACAUGCGCCUUCGGUGCCGGACGCCGGCUGUGAUCGCCGAGUGGGAGGCUAACGAGGGAAGGAUCGUAGGCGUAGGAUCCGGCGGGGUAGAGAAGGUGUACGUCAAAGAUGACGUCCGUUGUGGUGUCACGGUAGGUGAUAUGAGAAAAGUUACGUCGCCGUUAGGUAUGGUGACGGAAUCUGACUUGGAUACGUGGUGGGAUGAGGACGCAGUUAUUGUUUCCGGCGAGUCUGACGAGUCAGUUUUGCGGCGGCCGUAAACUGAGACUUUCUGAAUUUUCUAAUUAAUGGAAGAUGAUGCCUGCUCUAAAUAAAUUUUAUUUGUAUAGUUAAAUUAAACAAUUAAUCGUAAAUGUAUUAAAUGGGAAAUAUUCAUGCAUAAUAAUUUAUUUUCAUUUAAAUUUAA